AGGCUGGUCCAGGACGGGCGACGCUAUGUGGCCGAAUCCAAAGUCCUCCAGCUGUGUGAAGGAAUUGGGAUACGCAAGUACAAGAAAAGGGACCUGUUUGUAUUCAACGACAUACUUAUGUGUGUAGCAGUGGAUUCGGACGAACCGGAUUGCGCUCUCGAGUUCAAGUGGUUGUUACCGCUGCACGACUCAAUCGUGAGCCUUUUGAGCGAACAUGCAG
Sphaeroforma arctica JP610 is the source of this 220-nucleotide messenger RNA. RefSeq lists its product as hypothetical. The annotation marks the transcript as partial. NCBI's taxonomy places the organism in Eukaryota, Ichthyosporea, Ichthyophonida. The record is from RefSeq and is a predicted model, not a curated record. The transcript has a single exon.